Thermothelomyces thermophilus ATCC 42464 is the source of this 2441-nucleotide messenger RNA. RefSeq lists its product as uncharacterized. Gene Ontology annotation, biological process: regulation of transcription by RNA polymerase II. The transcript has a single exon. Lineage: Eukaryota; Fungi; Ascomycota; Sordariomycetes; Sordariales; Chaetomiaceae. Bases 6 to 2075 code for a protein of 689 amino acids. Gene Ontology annotation, cellular component: core mediator complex; mediator complex. Gene Ontology annotation, molecular function: transcription coregulator activity. The record is from RefSeq and is a predicted model, not a curated record.
GCACAAUGGACGACCGACCGUUCUCAUUACAGCCGCGCACGGCGCCGCAACAAGGGCCGCGAUCCAUUUCCGAGUUCAUCCAACGGGCCAAUGCCCAACCGGGCGGGUUUCGGGCCCUCAAUUGGGCCGAUGUUCGUCGAGAACUCGAGGCUAGCCAGAAUGGCGGCGGCGACCACGAUGUCGACAUGACCGGUGACGGCUCCGAGGCCGACAGUGAGACCGCCGAGACAAAGGAUAUCGCUGCCGCCCGCGAAGAGAUACUCCGCGCAAUACACCAGACCCAUCAGAUAUCCAUGUUCGCCCUGGAUUUCGUGUCGCUCCUCCUGUCGAAAGAGAAUCCCGCCCUGGCUGUCAGCACCCUAAGUCCCGGGCUUCGAGACAUGGUUGGAAUUGGCACGCUUGGCGCGACCAUGCUCAAUGCUCCUACCCCAGUAGCGCAGAGCCGGGUGCCCGAUCACAAGAUGGUGUCCAUUGGGAAACGUCUGAUGGAUCUGAACCGGGCGGCAGAUACCGCUUUGGCAACGUCGAAGAGACUACAACGAGAAAUAGACCUCGAAACCAAGUACUGGUCUGAGGUGCUGGGCGUGGGCGAAGGCGGCUGGCAGACAUUCCGAUUGCCCCACGAACCACAGACUCUAGGGGUCAAGUUCGGCUUCUCCAACACCGCUCCCGAAUUCAAAGCCAGCGGCAUCGCCCCGUUGAGGAGAGCCGAAGAUGGGUCCGUCAGGCUGGAGCACGGAGUCAUGGGCCGGGGUUCGAAACGGAUUCAAGUCAAGAUACUGGAGAAGGGGGUCGUUGUCGGCAAGUCGUCGCUGCCACCGCCUCUACCUCCUGACGCUCCGCUCCAGGAUCGUGUCAAGGAAUCGCGGGAUACCGUGUUUGCCCAGGAGCUGUGGUACGAGGUAAAUCGUGAAGCUCGCAGCGGCCUAGAUGACAUUGUCCGCAUCGGAAAGUCGACGGCUACAUACGACCUGGAUCCCGCAACGAGCAUCUCCCUCCAGCUCGUAACACUCGGCGAGGAAGACGCGACGGCGGAACAGCAAACCGGACCACAGGACGCCUGGGCGGAUGCCGUGUCUGUCAUUCUAGGCCUCCUGCUGACCAACGCACACCGAGUCAACGAGCUCAAGAGAUCCGAGCCCACCUUCAAGAAAGGGCCCACCCCUCCCUACUUCAUCCUCCGGCCCCUGAUCGCCUACCAUCGGUACAGCCAGUCUGUCCAGAAGUGCGCAGAAUUCCUCACGGCGCUCAUCUCUGUUCUCCGGUCCGCUGGCGUCGCUUCAUCCGUAGCUAUGAGAGAGCCACCCCUCGCCCUCUCUCCGGGAAACAGCCGAACGGUCACGCCAGCCUCCACAUCACUCGCCACUCUUCUCCUCAAGCCACCAGCCGUCCACUUCGACCUGACCAUCACCCCGACAUCCCGCCUCCGCAUCCUCCUCAAACCGGCCCUCCUCUCCGGCGCAUCCUAUGCCGUCUCUAUGCUCCCGCCCCUCCAGCAGCCAAGCCAGCCCCCGCACUCUACCGCCGUCAACCCGCUCCCGGCCUUCUGCCCCGCCGCAUCCGAAGACUACCUCUACUUGCCCCAGCUGGUCACCUACCUCUGCGAGGCCGUCCCCUGCGCCCUCGCGGCGGCCUACUUUGAACGGGCGGUGACGCUACCCGGGCGGCAGCGGGCGGCGGCUGCCGCUCAAGCUACGCAGGACGAUUCCGCCGCGGACCAGGAAGGAGGGCAGCAGCAAGGACCUAGGGAGGGGGAGGCGCUGUGGGGGAUGGACGUCCUGGGCAAGGGCAUCGUCGACCUGGAUACGGGCGGGGAGUACGGAGUGCACUUUGACAUUGUACGCGAGGAACAUGACGGCGACCACAAGGCUGCGGGGGCGGGGAGAUUGGAACUGAGAGUGAAGGCGGAUUAUCUGGAACCAACGGCCGGGGAGGGCGAGAUGGUCGGGGGAGUGGGAGGAGGAGGAGGAGGAGGAGGAGCGAAGAAGGUACAUAGGGAGUGGAGGUGGCCUGGGGCCGGAGAGAGCGUAGGGGUCGUUGUGAAGCAGGUGCUCAGUAACGGCCCUGUUGAGUAGACCGGGGCUCGGGCCGAGGAGUGUUUAGAAGAGGCAACCGCGUAGCCCAGCAGGUUCAUCCAGCAAUUUGCCCAAAGGGCGUUAUCCUGACCAAGCGGGGAGUCUUUGGGCGCUUCGAUUUGAACCAACUUGGGCAAAGUCUAACGGCGACCGUCAUAAAUUCCGAGGAAGGUAACGUUGGUAAGGUUGGAUAUCUAGAGGUGUCCGACUAGAUAGGAGUUGACCCUGGAGGGAAGUGAGACCUACAGUAUCUCAACUGGAAGUGGGAUAUCAGGCCGUCCCACCACAGACAUAACGGGGCUUCUACAGGGAGCACCGCCAUAAGAACUAGGUCCGACCAUAGUUGCCUAAUGAACGUUCAACGAG